GGGGAAAAAAAAAACGUGUCGACCUGAGGCCGGUUGGGCCUACGUGCAUAACGCAAGUGUAGCGUAGCGCGGUGCGUCACUUUUUGGGUUACAUAAAAUCUGGCGAUUAUCCUUUGUGGAGCAAACCAGGUUUGGAGGUUUUUUUUAUGGGCUACAGUAGUAAGGCCGUAAUUUUUACUUGCUUAUACCUUGCUUUUUGUAACGGUGCUGAUCUGAUCCCAUCCGGCCGCGGUGCGGAGAAGUGGGUUCGGAAUACCUUCGCCGUCUUUUUGCUACCUGUGUGUGGUAUGUAUGUUAUGUACGUAUGUACGUAUGGAGUGAUUGCUGGCCGUUUUCUCCGCUGCGUCGGGCUGGAGGUUUUCGAGUCGUUGCUGGCGAGGUGGAGAUGCGCCGGGCAUGAUGGGGUUGGGUUGGGCGGAAAGGGAGGAAGGGGCUAGAGAGACGAGCUGAGGGCGCGAUGUAACGAUUUUCGCGAUGCGUGGUCGUGCUGGUUCUCCUUUUUAUAGCGGCGGGAGGUUGUUGUGAGUGAAGGUAGAUUGAUGUACAGACGCGAAUUGAUACCUUAGGGCUUAUGGUGAUAAUUGAAGCUUCGCGGAUUCGUGCUAGAUAGGUACGAACGAAGGGAGCCGUUAGGUCGUCUUGGUGAUACUCCGUAGAAAACAGAGUGGUUUAGUAAUGGAAAAGGUAAGAU
This is a messenger RNA of Annulohypoxylon truncatum, 691 nucleotides long. RefSeq lists its product as uncharacterized. Bases 147 to 437 code for a protein of 96 amino acids. The transcript has a single exon. NCBI's taxonomy places the organism in Eukaryota, Fungi, Ascomycota, Sordariomycetes, Xylariales, Hypoxylaceae. The record is from RefSeq and is a predicted model, not a curated record.